Messenger RNA from Dreissena polymorpha, 4300 nucleotides. Its product is annotated as all trans-polyprenyl-diphosphate synthase PDSS1-like. Gene Ontology annotation, cellular component: transferase complex; mitochondrion. Lineage: Eukaryota; Metazoa; Mollusca; Bivalvia; Myida; Dreissenidae. Bases 7 to 1239 code for a protein of 410 amino acids. The record is from RefSeq and is a predicted model, not a curated record. Gene Ontology annotation, biological process: isoprenoid biosynthetic process; ubiquinone biosynthetic process. The transcript is spliced from 9 exons. Gene Ontology annotation, molecular function: prenyltransferase activity.
UUCAAAAUGGCUACCACAGUGUUGUCAAUGUCAGGAACAUCAAUUAAAAUGUUAAACUAUUGUCUUAAAAAUGACGUUUGUGUUCAUGGUAUGAAAACAGGAUUUACUGGUGCAUCAUUGAGAAGACUUUCUAUGUAUUUAAAACAUUCUUGCCAUAAAACGAAAAAGGAAAGUCUAUGUACUGCAAAAGUGAGAUCCCAUGGCCUACCAUACCUUGGACAGAGAUUCAAGGGCAGACAGGCUGAAAAAGACCUCAACUCACCAUCCACACAUCCAUACACUUUAGUAGAAAACCAUCUUAAUGGGAUUACCUGCAGAAUUAAGCAGGAUUUGAAAGCAAUAGAUCAUGAGCUACUGCAUGUUUCGGAGUACUACUUUGAUGGCCAGGGCAAGUUGUUUCGUCCAAUGUUGAUCAUGCUGAUGGCAAAGGCUGCCAACUUCCAUGAGACUCAGAUGGACAGGCUUUUAGCUAGCCAGGAAAAAAUCGCUAUGAUAGCAGAGAUGAUUCACACAGCCAGUUUAAUGCAUGACGAUGUAAUAGACGCGGCUGACUCUCGUAGAGGCAAACCCUCCAUCAAUCAAGUGUGGGGACAGAGAAAAGCAAUAAUAGGGGGAGACUUUGUGAUGGCGAUGGCAUCUAUAGAGCUUGCACGUAUACGGAAUGAAGACGUGGUCUCAGUGGUGGCUCAGAUUACUGAGGAUUUAGUCAGAGGUGAGUUCAUGCAGCUGGGGUCCAAGGAGAGAGAGGAGGAGAGAUUCACACACUACCUCAAUAAGUCUUUCAAAAAAACUGCCAGUCUUCUCGCAAACAGCUGUAAAGCGGUGGCUAUCCUAGGCCAGUGUGAUGAAGGCGUGGCAGAAGUGGCCUUUGAAUAUGGCAAGAAUAUAGGCAUUAGUUUCCAGCUGAUAGAUGAUCUGCUUGACUUCACAUCAUGUGAUCACGUGAUGGGAAAGCCAACAGCCGCUGAUCUCAAGCUAGGGCUGGCUACAGCCCCUGUGCUGUUUGCAGCCAAGAAAUAUCCCGAGCUCAAUGCCAUGAUCAUGAGGAGGUUCACAGAGGAGGGGGACGUGGAGACUGCCAGACAACUUGUGGCAAAGAGUGACGGUGUGGCUGAGACAAGGGAGCUGGCCCAGAAUCACAGCCGGGAAGCGGUACGACAGAUUCAUACUCUGACCAACUCAAAGUACACGACGGCCCUGGAGAGGGUUGCUGACAUGGUCUUGUCUAGGAACAAAUAACGCUGUUGAAGCUUAGGACUUACAUUUUCAAAUUAAUUUUAGUGUGUUGUACUGUACAAGUCUUAUGCUGAGUUUUAUACAGAGACGCUCUGUGUUUUAUGCAGGGAUGUGAUAUCUCCUCCUUUCAGCCUAUUUGCUUCCUUUCAAUGCCUUUCAAUGCCAAACCAAUAUUACUAAUAGAACCUAAGUUUGCUUGAACUAUUUUAAGAUGAAGAGUUUAUUUGAACACAAAAGGAGAUUUCAUAAUUAUGUAAACUCUGAAUUUUCCACUGCAGAGUUCAAAUAGCACACCCCUGUUUUGUGUUAAUAGAAGUCAGAUACAAGUUCCAUUUGUUAUAAAUUAUUACAUGUUAAUGGAUACAUUGAAAUGUUUGUUUUUUUUACUUUUACAUACAUACUUUGUACUUAAUAUUGUUAUGAUGAUUUAAUAUUAAUUAUCAUAUACUAUUUUCAUUGAAUAAGAAAUUUAAGUGCUGACAUUCCUUGCAAGUAAAAGCAUUUAUAAGCUCUACUGGGCACAAAGUGAUAAUGGGCAGCUUUAAGGAUACCAUGUUGUCUGUCAGUCCAUGCGUUAGUGCAUCCAUGAUUUUUUUCAUCUUAUCACUUUUCCUCUGAACGGCCAAGCAGAUUUCAAUGAAAUUUCACAAGAAUGAUCCUUAGGUGACCCUCUUGCCUUGUUGUUCAUAUCGUUCCUGUCUAUUUCAUAUGGAGGUAAACAGGGCUAAAAAUAAGAUUUUAACACAUGGGUGAGGGCUUAAAUAUUGAUAGUAAAGAUUUUCUAGUGUUACACUACUUUGUUCCAGGCAUUACCCUGGGACCAAAAAUUGCGAUACCCCAGGGAUCAAAAGAUUUAUAAAGACCUAUAUGGCGAAAUGGCUUCAAAAUAUUACCGUAAUUACUCUGUUUUCGGACACCCCUUUUUUACCAAAAAUAAUUAUUUUUUGUGACUUAAUUUUUGGACACACAAGUUUUUGUCCAUAAGUCUCUAAGUUUUCGGACAGUAUAUUUUACAGGGCUAUUUUACCAAAUUUCGAUCCUGUUAUCGAUAUCUAAUGACACUUCGAUCAUGGGGUUUUACAACCAGAUUAACAUUAUAAAACAUGGCAGGUGCAUGCCUGAAGGCAACAGACCAUUACAUUUGCGUUAUUGGGUAAAUAACCUUGUAAACAAUGGUUUCGCCCGAUAGCAUAAGCGUUUUGACUAUUACCAGGGUAUUGCAAGUUCUAUGAACAAUGGAAGGUGUUAGACAACAACUAUCCGAAAUGAACAAACAAAGAAUUCAUAGUUUGCUUUUUUAUUGUGUUAAUUACAGGUUCAUACUAGCCAGUAUGGGUACAUCACAUGCUUAUCUUUGAACUCGUUGGUCAAAGUACAACAUUGUAGUAACUUUCUGUCAAAUAAAUUAAGCAUUUAAAAUUAUUUAGAAUGCAGUGCAAACAUAUAUAACUGUAAUUUAUACUUUAGGGCAUGAUAUUUUACAAGCGCGUGCUAUUACAGGUAGUCGUUGAUACUAUUGACGCUUUUUUCGGACACUUCAAUUUUCGACUCGAAAGUUUUCGGACACCUGUAUUUUGUGAAUAUUUUUGGUAUCUAAGUUUUCGGACUCGUAAAAUUUAUAAUAUUUUUAAGUGUCCGAAAACAUAGAGUAAUUACGGUACUCGCUAAAAUGAACCCAAAGGUGUAAUAUUUGGAAUGUAACAUUAUAUGACCAUUUUCUAAGCUUAAAAUUGACCCGGGCUAUCUUGUUUCCCUUAUUUGUAUAAAUGUAAAUUGAAAACUUUAAACUCUCUGAAACCUCAAGGCACAGAGGUUUGAUAUUAGGAUUGUAACAUCAUACAUUGGUUCUCUUCCAAGUGUGUUCAAAUGUCUUUUGGGUUAAAACUGGACCAGUCAAGGGGUUACUAGUUAUUCCUUUAUGUUUGUAGUGAAAACUUCUCCUUUAAAAUUGCAAUGCACAGAGGAUUGUAUUUUGGAAUGUAACAUUUUAUGGUGUUCCUUGUGGUCAAAAAUGGCGCCACGCCCCAGGGGAUACUUGUUUUCCUGAUAUUUAUUAAGGGAAAACCUUAAAAACGUCUAUGCUGAAACAGCAAUGCUCGAGGAUUGAUUUUGGGCAUGGAACAUCUUAUGGUUGGCCUCCACCAUGUUAAAAACAUGAUUGUUGGAUCACAAGAGGAUCGCUCUGGGGUUAACUUGUUUCCCUUAUAUGUAUGUAGGGCUAUAUUGAAAAUCUCUUAAAAUGCAAUGCACAGAGGUAAGAUAUUUUGAAUUGUAUGGUGGUCCUUUACUAAGUUUGCUCAAAUCAUGCUCUAAGGGUAAAAUUGGUCUUGCCUAAGGGUUACUUGUUCCCAUAUACAUAUCGGUAUAUAUUGAAAACUUAAAAACAUAAUCAAAAAAUCUCAAAGCUCACAGGUUUGGUACAUGUACUUGGUAUGUAAGACUGUAUAGUGUGAUCAGUUAUGUUUCACCAUGGGUUGACCUGUUUCCCAUAUAUUUGUAUGGUAAACAGCCUAGCACAGAGAUUUGGUAUGUUACAUUUAUUGGUGGUUCCUUUACCAAUUUUUUUAUCCUUUGGUUCAAAAUUGGUAUUACCCUGUGGGUUACUUGUAAUGAUAUUGCUGCAUUGUAAAACAAUGGUUGCAGACAGUGAAAAAACAUGAUGCCAGGGUAAUGAAAGAUUCUUGUCUUUGUGAAACAAUCUGAAAACUCUGGAAGUUUAUCCUUUUUUUUUAGUAUUUAUUAAACUUGCUUAGAAUAUCUGAUCUUAUUAAAACUUGUCUUGAUUUGAAAGAGUUUCCAAAACAUUACGAAUUGUCAAAAAAGGUCAUUUCCCUGAAGUCCCAGGUGAGCAACUUAGGACCUAUGGCCAUCAUGCAUUAUGGUUUGUUAAACAAAACUCUUACCUCAAGAAGUGUGUGUAUAACUAGUCCCAUGAAAUUCAUGCUGCUGUCAGUACAUUUUGCUUUGUAACAUUGCAUACCUUUGCACUACAUGUGCAUACCUUUGCACUUCAUGUGCAUACCUUUGCACUUCAUGUGCAUACCUUUGCACUACAUGUGCAUAC